GAAACCAGCGCAGGGAGCCAGUAGUGAGACACCAAGGUUAGUGAUUAACCUUCACUCUCUCUGUGCUGCUGUGUUCUCCUCCUCACCGAGGCAUGCUGCCGACGUUCAGCCGCCACAUCCUACCAUCAUGGGCGAGUGCAACCACGGGACACCCGAACGAGCUUUAACCGGAGUGGACAAGGUGACAGUGGUGUUUCACAAAGUUGUCAGCCAUGACAAACACACACAAGAAUUAGGAGAAGACGACGAGCCGUCAGAGGAGACUGUACAUCUGCGGAGUAACUGUCUAAACCACGAGGAUGCUGAGAACCGACAGGACGAGGAGAGAAGCAGCGAAGGUUCACUGGAAGGCAGCGAGCAGGAAACGCUGUGUCCGGCAUUCUGCGUCAGAGGCGAGUGGCUGACGUCUUCCCGAGAACGGGGCGCACGAGGAGACAAACCAAAGAGAUGCCCAGGUCUGGGUUUGUUCUAUGCCAUCCUGGCCACUGUUUUCUUCUCCAUCAUUCAUUUUUUGGUGAAAACCAUCCAGGACAUCCACGCCAUUGAGAUCAGUGCAAUACGCUGCUUCUUCCAGAUGCUCUUUGUUGUGCCGUUACUCAUCCACCACAAAACCGGUUUCCUCGGUCCCAGAGAUAAACGUAUUUAUCUGGUGCUUCGAGGGUUUUUCGGCUCCAACGCCAUGAUCCUGCUGUACUACGCAGUUCAGCAGAUGUCACUGGCAGAUGCCACCGUCAUCAUGUUCAGCAAUCCGGUCUUUACCUCCCUGCUGGCUUGGAUCUUCCUGAAGGAGAAAUGUACAAUCUGGGACUGUGUUUUCACUGUCUUCACCAUCACCGGCGUCAUCCUCAUCGCCCGCCCGCCGUUCCUCUUCGGGGAGCAUCCCGCUGGCAUCGAGGGCAACUACGCCAAUCACGUCAAGGGGGCCAUUGCCGCCUUUGCAGGAGCGGUCGCAGCAUCUUUUACAUUUGUCAUCCUUCGUAAGAUGGGGAAGAGCGUCCACUACUACCUCUCCGUGUGGUACUACGCAGUCGUCGGCUUCAUCGAAUCCGUCAUCACCGUAUCCAUCCUUGGCGAGUGGAAGAUCCCAAACUGCGGUCGUGAUCGCUGGAUAAUGAUGCUGAUCGCCAUUCUAGGCAUCGUUGGCCAGACCUUCCUCACCAAGGCGCUGCAGAUAGAGAAAGCCGGACCUGUAGCCCUGGUGAGGACAGUGGAUGUGGUGCUGGCCUUCUUCUUCCAGUUCAUCUUCUUUAAUCAGGCACUGACAUGGUGGAGCCUCGGAGGGGCGCUGUGUGUAGUGGUGAGCACCAGUGGAGUAGCAGUUAGGAAAUGGUAUACCAACUCUCGAAAACCUUGAAAGAAGAAUGCAACAGUUUUCUUAACAUACAUUUGUGUUUUCUUUUGCAUUUUAAUCAUUAGGUGCAAUGUAGUGAGAAGGUUGAGCCUCAUAGAAGAGUUGAAAACUGAAUUAUAUACAUCACAUUUAUGAUGAGCUUUAAUGUACUUUUAUUUUGAAAUACAGUGACUUCUAUAAAAUGAUAUUCUUAGGAAGUCAGGCAAUGUCAUUUAGUAUAUGCACUUUUUUGUUUAGAAUUAACUGAAAAAUGCUCUCCCUAAAAACAUAAAGGGUCUACAUUGAAUCUGAAUUGAACUUCGAUGAAGUACCAAGGAGAAACCGGUACUAAACCUUUGCACUAGUGGAUUAGCCCAGUUAAGCACUGACUGAUGUCCUGGAAAAAAGGACAUUUGUUGCAAUAACAUAGCAGUUGCAUCAGUCAUAGCAAGUAAUUUAACAGCUGCUAAUCAAAUCCCAAUGCUGGCUCAUUCUGUAUAAAUCUCAGGGAUUAUUAAUCCAUUGAUAUUGCACAAGUUAAAGCUACCCCUAAGUGACUCAAAGGCUGUUUUGAAAUAUUCAUUAACUACAUCAAACUUACUAUAUAGUGCACUACAUCAGAGAUAUUUUUAGUUUUUAAAUUUUAGGACUACUGAAAUGCAGCAAUUGAAAUGGUGAAAUUUGACAUAAAUGCAUUAUUUUGCAGAUUUUGAGGAAUAAAUGUCAUCUGUGUGUCAAACUGGCCUAAAACAUUAUUACACAUAUCUAGGUUUACAUAUUGCUCCAUUUAUCUAAUCACACAGGACUUCAUUUAUACCUAAAUCGCUAUCUUCAAUAUGCUAGAAUCAUACUUGCCACUAAGAUAAAUGAUUUUAGAAUCUUAGUUGGUGUUCAGGUGAUUUAACACAAACACACUGAAUUAAAACAGUUAAACUGCAACUUUACAUCUUCACCAGUUUCCAGAAUAUUCCAUUUACAUUUUGUACUUUGGAACAAGAGUCAGCAAUCUCGGGACCUGCACUAAAUCUUGCUGGGUAUUUUUGUAUCAAAUAACUAAUGAUAAACAUUUUAUGGAAACAAGCAAUUGAAAAUAUUGCAGCAAGGUGAGAACUACUUGAAUCAAUGCCCGGAGAAAUAAAUGAAAUGUUGUGUUUUAGUUUUUUUAUUUAAAUUUUUUUUUAUCAGAAAAGUGUCCCAUUUAUUUACAUGGAAGGGGCGGGACUUAAAACAUAUACCCAGCCAGUAGGGGGCCUUAUAUUUGUUCUGCGUAGUGUUAUUUUAUCAUAAUUCAGUGCUACUAAACACUAGCCUUAUUAUUCCCUGUGAUUUCAGAUUGCAGUGCAUUAUGGUCUAUUUUGGCAUGUGCAAAUUGAAUACAUUACUUACAUUGAACAUCUGGAUUAGUCCUUAGCUAGGACUCUAAAAUAAUGGGUGAAAAUAUAAAGUUAAAUUUUCAACCCAAAAAGGGGCUUCCUCACCAGAUAGGAACUCAGCCACAGUUUGUUUUACUUUUGAAACUCUGGUUGCUAUUUUUUCCCAAUAUUUUAAAACAUCUGUAUAGUGCCUUAAAGGUUAGGUUUUACUCUUCAGCUUUCAACCAGCAAUGUUUCCAAUGCAGCCUCUAUGUGAUUGUUCUUCUAAACAUGUAUAGAAACUUAUUUACCUUUAAAGCCCUUUUGAUCAACAAGUCAUAUUUUAUGAUGGUUGUACCUAAAAGGUAAUUAUUUACACAUAGGUGAAGGAAUGACAUUUUUUAGUUCUAAACUGUUUGUUUUUCUGGUAAAUUAAAGCUGCCUUAGCGAAUCUGCAAACAAGCUAGGUUUUUAAUGCAAAUGCAGUCAUGGAACACUCACCCCUCCACUUGGGUAUCUUCCCUGAAUCCGCGUCCAUUGGAAGCAGACACCCACAUUGCCAGAGAAAACGAGAUGGCGCUUAACACCAGUUGCCGUUUUCUAGGUCAUGACAUCUUUUUUUGUCAUUGAUUUCUAAUGGUGUUUUUCUUUUUGGGACUUUUUGGUAGUUUGUCCUAAAGUUGAAGUGGUAGCAGCCGGCUGUUUCUCCUCUGAAAUUAUCGAGUGGAGAACCACUUACAGCAGUGGUAUUCUGUCUAAAUACGUGAGUGUGUUAUGAUUGGAGAACCCAAAGAUAUGUGGCGGUUCAGCGAGACAACAAAACCAGAUGGUCCAAUAGCUGGUUUUGGGCUGAGCCAUGUUAUUGGCAGAGGGUUUUAGAGAAAUGCGAGAGAACCACAUUUUAAAUUUUUUUUAUCUCCACAAUAUCUUUUUAGCUAUACUGUGUUAGAACAUUGUUAAGAGGCAUGAAAAUAAUGUUUUAAAGACAUACUAUGCAACUUUUUCAUAUUUUAAAGUAAUUUUCUGGAGCCAGAAUGUGCUAAAAUGACUCGUUACACCGCCCCUGUGGCCAGAAUAUUGUACUUGCAACUUUAGAGUGCAGGUCCGGUCCCUGUUGGACAUGCCUGGUGCUGGAGUCUGCCUCCAGCAUGUUUUAGAUCGUGAACACAGCUGAUUCGUUGGCUUUAGUGAUGAACCGCUCCUCUAGAAACUUAUGAAGGCUGAGGAGACAUUUCAGCUGUUAGAUUAAGGUGUUAAAAAGACAAACGAACAGCAAGGAGAUCCAUUUUACUUUGGUUUUUACUAAUGGACACUAGGGGGUGCUAAAAGCAAACCAAAACUGCCUAGUGUCCCUUUAAGCUAAUUUGUUAUCCAAAUUUGCCAUCGCAACUUUAAAACCACAAACCUUAGAAACCUGAUGCUGAAUGAUGCGGUUCUAAAUUCUCCAAAUCUUUAAAUGUCUGCUUUUUUCACACUCUUUUCUCUUGCUUGAUGUUUUGACAUUUGUCUCAACUCAGACGUACAUCAUAAUGAUCUGAACACUGCAUUUGCUCAUUACUCCUCAGAAUAAUCACAGGUCUUUCUUGACUUGUAAAUUUUCCUUUAUAGUUCUUCUCUAAGAAGUAAAAUGAAGAUAAUAUUUGUCCUUGGACAUUUAAAUAAACAACCCAUCUCUUUCUAUGCAGGUGGAAAAUACUAAACCUGAGUUAAUUUGAUUUGAUGUAACUGGCUGUGUUCUUGUUUUAAACUGAAAAUAUUUUAGGAAAAACACAACGUACCAUGUAUCAAGCAUACACAUUUUAACUUUUAUGAAAGUGAUGUAAUUAGCUGACAUCUCUGAUUGUAAACCCAAAAAAGCAUUUUGUACUGAGCAUUAAUACAUUUUUGUAUUUACAUCUAUAGAUUGUUUUAAUUCAAUUCAGAUAUAUUCUAUUUAUAACAUUAGAAAUUAAUAAAAUCAUUUAGAAUAAA
This is a messenger RNA of Nothobranchius furzeri (turquoise killifish), 4653 nucleotides long. It is a transcript of the gene slc35g1, whose product is annotated as solute carrier family 35 member G1. Gene Ontology annotation, cellular component: endoplasmic reticulum membrane; plasma membrane. The record is from RefSeq and is a predicted model, not a curated record. Gene Ontology annotation, biological process: regulation of cytosolic calcium ion concentration; calcium ion export across plasma membrane. NCBI's taxonomy places the organism in Eukaryota, Metazoa, Chordata, Actinopteri, Cyprinodontiformes, Nothobranchiidae.